AUGGCUGCACAAUUGACUUAUAAGUCCCACACUUCGGACUUAUCUAAUAAAACCACAUCUCCGUUCGUAAUAAGUACUAAGAGUCCUGGAGAUGGUAUAAGGUUUGGAUGUUAUGCAAUAUGUCAAGUGUUUCAUAUUUUCUUUUUAACUCUACCAACUCAACAUUUACUGGAUAACAGUCUCAGCAUUUCUAGCUGCAUAUACAAUACAGAUUGGUAUUGUCUGUCAACUCAAACAAAAAAACUGUUACUUAUAAUUCUGGAAAGGGUAUCAAGACCAACUACAUUUAUCGUUGGCAGGAUAUUUAUACUUUCUUUACAAUUUUUUACGAGGGUUCUGCAAACAUCAUUGUCUUAUUUUACUGUUCUGAUGUCUAUUCGAGGAUGA
Messenger RNA from Leptopilina heterotoma, 387 nucleotides. RefSeq names its product odorant receptor Or2-like. Gene Ontology annotation, biological process: sensory perception of smell; detection of chemical stimulus involved in sensory perception of smell. Gene Ontology annotation, molecular function: olfactory receptor activity; odorant binding. The coding region runs from base 1 to 387 and encodes 128 amino acids. Gene Ontology annotation, cellular component: plasma membrane. Lineage: Eukaryota; Metazoa; Arthropoda; Insecta; Hymenoptera; Figitidae. The record is from RefSeq and is a predicted model, not a curated record. The transcript has 4 exons.